Messenger RNA from Hermetia illucens (black soldier fly), 4134 nucleotides. RefSeq names its product TBC1 domain family member 9 (gene Tbc1d8-9). The coding region runs from base 169 to 3768 and encodes 1199 amino acids. The record is from RefSeq and is a predicted model, not a curated record. Gene Ontology annotation, molecular function: calcium ion binding. NCBI's taxonomy places the organism in Eukaryota, Metazoa, Arthropoda, Insecta, Diptera, Stratiomyidae. The transcript has 18 exons.
UUUACAUCUGGCUUGACAGCUGACGGCAAAUGUCAGCGAAUACGAUUUUCGGCCGAGAACAAGGGAACACGCUGAUUUUUAUAGUUACGGAGAUUGCCGUGCAAUUUCGUGGACUCCAGUUCACAGUAACCAUUCAUCACAUUCUAUGAAGUGUAUUUCGCAGGCGAAAUGUGGAUCCAACCGAAAGAAUUGCUCUUGCCGAUGGCUUUUUGGGUCAACGAAAUAACAUCCAAAUACUUUGUGUUGCAGCGCCGUCUGGGACAUGAUCAAUCGCGGGGAUUCUCGUCUUUAUUGGUCGGAACAAUAGACAGCGUUGCGAAUAGAAAGCCGCCCCCGUUUCGAAUCUUGCAUACUCCCUCGGCAGAAAUAUACUAUGAAAUCGCAAACGCAAUUACUCAUGAAGAAAUUGUCAAGGACUGGGAGUGGCUUAAAUCUAAUCUAUUUAGAGUCCUCAAUGAAAUGGAAACAGAGGAAGAAAUCACAAACUUCACAAUUUGCAAAAUCCAAUCCCUCUAUGAAUAUACGACUAACUCCAAAGGCAACGAGGAAACAAUAGAUUCAUCAAACUUGAAAAUUGCUGCAGCUAAAUUUCGACAAGAAUUUCACAUGCCCGAAGAUGAAAACCUGGUGAAUUAUUACUCCUGCAGUUAUGUGAAAAAUAAGAUACCACGUCAAGGAUGUCUUUACAUCUCAAUGAACUAUGUGUGCUUUUAUUCGUUCAUGCUUGGAACCGAGACCAAAUUGGCAAUCCGGUUUUCUGAAAUAGUAGAAAUUAAAAAGUCGAGUACGUGGAUUUAUAUUCGUACUACUAACAAUAACAAUUACUCGUUUGGAUUGUUUCCAUUAUAUGUGAGUGAAGCACACAGACUUAUCAAUCAGCUCAAUAAGAUGGCUUUAGAUGAGAUGAUGCAGAACCCAGAAAGCCCUAAAGUGGAACAUGAAUUGUCAGGAUUUCAAAACCAAACCCGGUUGACUUCGAAGAAGCCAGGAUUACUACGUGAUCUAAAAGCGCGGCUAAAGUCAGAGGACUAUAAAAUCUUUUUUCGUCUGCCUGCAAAUGAGAUUCUUGAUGGAAAAAUUAAAGCGGAUCUGUGGACACCAUAUGCAAAAAGGUUUUCCAGUGGCAACAUCUUUUUGUCACCGAAUUUCUUAUGUUUUCGAAGCGAUGUUAAAGGCCUUGUUAAUCUUGUAAUACCAUUGAGAAUUAUCCGUAGUGCUGAGAAAAAGGAUGAUGGUCCCAGCCGUUUUGAAAACCAGAUUAUCGUCUCGACAUCAGAAAGCACCUUUCUCUUCUCAAAGAUAUCUGAACGAGAUUUUCUUCUAGAAAAAAUUUCUUCACUCUUAGCUAAUAUUCAUGUACCGGUAAGGAGUGAAAGAGAGAAAUACGAUAUGUCGUGGAGUAUACAAGCAGCCUUAAUGAACACUUUUAAAAUUGAAUUGACAGAUCAAAUGAUUGAAAAGCAAAACAUCAAGUUGAAGAAAUGGGAGGACCAUUUUCGCGAAUAUGGCAGAGGAAUAACAAUGUUUCGAACAACGGCAAUUAUCAAUCUGGUUAUUGAAGGCAUUCCUGAUGCACUGCGUCAGGAGUUGUGGAUGUUACUUUCCGGAGCUAUACAUGAAAAAGAAACUAAUCCUGGUUUAUAUGAGGAUUUAGUCGAAAAGUCUGCCUCCAAACAUACCUCUACACAUGACGAAAUAGAAAGAGAUUUACAUCGUUCGCUUCCCGAACAUCCAGCAUUCCAACAUGCUGACGGUAUUGGGGCCUUACGAAGAGUUCUACAAGCUUACGCACUUAGGAAUCAAGCGGUGGGCUAUUGUCAGGCAAUGAAUAUUGUAUCGUCGGCAUUUUUGAUAUUCUGUGAUGAAGAAGACGCAUUUUGGCUUUUAGCUAGUCUCUGCGAAAAUCUAUUGCCUGACUAUUACAAUGAUAAAAUUGUUGGAGCACAGAUUGACCAAGGUGUUUUGAAUGAACUGAUAUCUGAACACUUACCAAAUUUGCAUGCACAUUUAGAAGAAUUAGGUGUUAUUAAGAUGAUUUCGCUUUCAUGGUUUUUAUCAAUAUUUCUUAGCGUGAUUCCUUAUGAAAGUGCGCUUUACAUAAUUGACUGCUUUUUUUAUGAUGGCGCAAAAGUUAUCUUCAUUAUUGCACUAAAAAUUUUGGAGUGGAAUGAAGACAAACUGUUGGCCUGUCGGGAUGAUGGUGAGGCUAUGCAAGUAUUCAACGAGUAUUUGAACGGAAUCUAUAACAAUGAGUAUCAACUAUUGAAGAAAACGGAAAUUGUAAAACAGAGCCAAUCAGUCCAAACUCUAUUGCAUGAGGCCUAUUCCCGUUUCGGCGAGAAUAUCUCAACUCAAAAAAUUGAAGAACUUCGAAAUAAACAUCGACGUCUUACUGUUCACCAAUUCGAUGCAGACAACGAAAAUAGUAUUGUAAAGAAUUUCAAAGAUAAUAUUUACUUCGAGCCAGAAGAACUACGAUUACUCCUUGUCGCUAUCCGUGAAGAAAAGAAAAAUAUUAAAAAAAAUCAAAAGACUCUUGGUGAGUCUCCUAUUCAAUUGUCUCCACAUCCAGAAAACGACGGGAGAAUGCGGGAGAAAAUCGAAGCAUAUAAAGUUGAUUUUGAUACAUUCCGGGUAUUAUUCUGUGAGUUGACACCGUGGAGUCGAUGUCAUUCGGUUGAUCUCUCUGAGAAACUAUUUAGGCUAACUGAUAAAAAGUGCACUGGGAGUCUUGACCUCAAUCAAUUCGUUCGAGUAUUAGGCAUCGUCUGUUCAGAUAAAGAAGUAGAAAAAUUGAAACUUUUAUAUAUAUUGCAUCUGCCACCUCUUUUGUCUCGCACUGAACUUGAAAAUCCGGUCAAACCAGAAAAAGAAAAAGAAGGCCCUGAAGUCGCAGUUGAAGCCGAAGAUUUUUUCAGCGAUGAUCCAUCGGAGUCAAUCGAAGCUUUACCAUCACCAACGGAUCAUAACUUCAUCGAGGGUUCGCGUCUAAGCACAGAUCAAAGAAAUGAUGCAGCAAAUGACACAUCAAACUAUUCCUUAAACUCACAAAAUGCGCGAACUUCAACAUUUUAUGUAGAUUUACCCGAGUUAAGUGCAAAGGAUCGAUUUGAGUCGAUAGAUACAUUCUCUGACAUCAGUGAUUUAGGUGCGAAACCAGUAAAUUUCGAAACAAUCUCAAAUCUUUCGCAAAUUAGCGAUCUCAAUGUGAUGAAAUUGGAAAAUCAACCAUCGAGCACGUCAUCAUUCGAUACUAAAAGUUUAUCGAGUUUACGAUUCAUUUUCGAUCAAUCUGAAUCUCAACAGCAAAUUCCUGAUAUGAAACGAGCAAAUUUUCAUGCAUUGUGGAAGAGUUUAACGGAAAUUGUUGGUGCAAGUGAUGCAGAAAUGGAAAAAGCAUACACUGAUUUGAUAACAAUAGGGGAAACCUACGCAAAUAGUGACAAAGAAGAAAGUCUGGACAGUUUCACACAGUUGGGUAUUCCUGGCUCAUCAGAUGAGGCUGAUAACAACGGCAACACAACACUUUCGCCUACAACAGAACCUAGUUCAUCAAUUGCAUCAUCCUGUUUUGCAGCCAUCGAAACUCAUAGGACUUCUGACGCGUCUGUUUCACAAGAUAAAUGGCAAAUUCAUAUAAAUCAAUUUAUUCCGACGGUAAUUGCUGUUAAGUCUAUAUCCGACUGUUUCGGCAAGCAUGUCUCGUUGAAAGAAAGUAUUGAAAAAAUGCAAAAGAAUCGAAGAAAGUGCGUUCCAAUGAAAUAUUAGAGCAAACAUUUACACAGACUAAAAAAUAAAAAUAAUAAUCAAGAUGGGUUUUGUAUUAAAAAUUAUUAUCAUUAUUUUACAAUUAUUAUUGUUUUUAUACGAAGAUAUAUUUUACAAAAAAUUUUAGUGAGAAAUUUCUGUGCAUGAUAUUAUACUUCAUGAUGCCAAGAGUAAAAGUUUAUUUUUUUCUAUUAUGCAAUUUGUAAUUGAUUUUCAUUUUUGCAAAUAUAAACCAAAAAAUAUUUUUCUAUUAAUAUUCUGAUUGCGCGAACACACUUGCUUCGAGCGUAAUGUGUAUUGUUAGUUGAAUAUACUAUAAAUGUCUAUAAAAUUGUAAUAGUAAAAUACAAUAUUUUAGAUUAUGAA